UCGUACGCAACGAGCAUGCGAAUUCGGCCUGCUGUUUUCUCUCGACUGGCGGCCGGCAAAAUGUGGCGAUCUACACGAAAGGUUUCUCAACGAUAUUCUCUGCUGUUCGCCGGUAGACAACAAAAAUCUAGACCUCCCGUUCAGAGCCGGCUGCAGUCAACCAGCUCCUCCACAAGUGGACCAGCCAAAACCAUCGCUGUCACAACUGGUGUGGCUACUGUAGGCAUAGGUGGGGCUCUUGCCUAUGCAAAAUUUGACUCAGACUUCAGACACAAACUAGAAAGCAGCCUUCCGUAUGGAGACUCCCUUAUCGGCACUAUUCUAGGACCGGCUGAAGCACCUGUUAGACAGCUACCUGCUGAGAAGGUGAAGGAAAAGGCCCUUGAGUCUAGUCUUCUGCGCAAGAAGACUCCAGUGGAGCCAUCAAGGAGUGAACUGAAGCCUGCUUUGCCACCAUCACCUCCAAUUACUGCCCCUUCACACACACCUGUAAAAGAGAAGACACCAUCACCUCGGGAUUUGGAAGCAGAGGCCCAGAGACAACUACAAGACAUCAAAGAACGAAAUGAACGGCUGAACUUUGCACUGGAACAGUCACUUCGUGAGGCUCAAGCAGACUUGGAGAGGCACACCAAGGAUGCAGUUGUGGCACAGUUGGAAGCCAAGGAAGCUGCACAGAAUUACGCUCGCAAGUUGUACAGAGCCAUCGAUGAAGCCAGGGAUAGUGAAGACCAGUACAUGUGGGAUGAAGCUUUGCAAGCUAAAGAGGCCAAGUUGGCCGCUGUACAAAAAGCUGCUUUGAAGAGUGAACACGCAUGGAAAUCCUUAGAAAACCUCCGUAGCACCAUCAAGAAAGGCCAAGAAAACAAGGAGACUCAAAAUAACUUUGCAAUCAGUCCAGCAGAACAUGCUGCAACAGUCGCCAGGGACCAACUUCGAAAUGCUGAGUCUGAGUCACGGUCAGCCAAAGAGGCUGCCAAAACUGCAAGUGACUACAAGGAGGCUGUUGAGAGGGCCAGACAUCAUUUUCAGAAGGAGAUUGAGGCUCUGCUUCCAGAGACUAAAUUCAGUGAACCAGGGCAAAAGCUGUCUGAAGAUGAGCUGAAUUUGCUUCUCGCUCAUGCCCACCGGAAGAUAGAAAACUUGACCAAGGCUCAUGUCAAAAUGCAGGCAACAGAACAGGAACGAGCCCAGAUGUUCCAGAGGCAACAAGAGCGUGUGGCCCGGGACUUGGAAAGGCAACGGGCUGAGCUGGACGCAACACUUGAAGUGAAGCUGGUGAAGCAGCAGGAGGCGUUUGAGCAUGAACUGCAGCAGCAGCUGCGGCGCCAAGUGGCGGCGCACACGGAGCACCUCAAGGAGGCCCUGGAAGAGCAGAAGCAGGAGCUGAGCCGCGCCUUUGGCCUGGAGCUGGAGAAGAAAAUUAUUGAGGAGCGUGCACAGCACAAUGCGGCCCUGUCUUCCUCAGUUGCUAAGCUCCAGGGCAUGGAGGACUACCUCAGAGCACGAGAUGAAUUGGAUCGGCUGUCGCAACAGGCCAAGGGUCUCUGGCUUGCCUGCCAGGGCCUGAGGCACACCUUAGUCCACGGGCCAGCCACCGGCACCAGUGGGCCGCAGUCGCUGACCGCAGAUGUGCAGCUUGUGGAGCGGGCGGCACCCAUGAGCCCUUAUGUGCCUCUUGUGUUGGCCUCCAUCCCUGAGGAAGCCCUGACACGUGGCGUCUACCCAGAAAUAGCCUUGAAAGAGCGCUUUGCACGCGUGGAGCGUGCCUGCCGUCGUGUUGCCCUUGUUGAUGACCAGAGACCCUCAUCACUGCUUCGAUACUUGGCCUCCUACUUGCAGUCACUGUGUGUCAUCUACCCCAAGGAGCUGCCUGAGGAGGAGCUUACAGAUGAACAGCGAGUCAAUCCUGAAAUGUGGGACACGUUUGAUGUGCUCUCGCGUGUGCGUUAUUGGCUCCAGCAUGAGAACCUGGAACAAGCCCUACGCUAUGCCAGCCAACUGCGUGGCCAGCCACGACUGGUGGCCCAAGACUGGAUACACGAGCUCCGGCUGCAUCUUGAAGCUCGCCAGGCAGCAUCAGCCCUUAUGGCCUUUGCUGCAGCCACUAUUGCCGAAGAUGCUGAAUAACUGAAACAUUUUCAUCAAUACUGGUAUGCUGUGUAGAUCGAAGGCACCUUCUAGAUUCUCCAUUCUCUUGAAGGACACUGUUCAGAUAGAAAUAUUGCCACUGGUGUGUGGGCUGGGGUUGUCAAGCUACUCUUUUGGAGUGCUGCUUUUGACCAUCUUUUUUUGUAAUGACUGGUCAAUGCUGCUUAUGGCAUCGAUAUAUCAUGCACUGGUCACUGCUAUGAAGGUGGCUGUAGAGUGUGAUCCAUGAAAGAGAGCUGUAGAAGGUGGAGUUCUAAUUGGCAGAAAAGUUUUUUUUUUUAUCAUUUCUCCACUAUCCCGACAGUUUCAUCUCUUUGCAUCAAGCUUGUUUGCCCUGUGAAUAUGAGUCUGAGCAGUGCAGCUUAGCAUGCUUAUUAAGCAAAACUGUACACUGAUUGGGUUUGUGAAAUUGAAGGUGGCUUCUUGUGAAACCUCGUGUGUGACGUUCGUAACUAUGGUCUUGCUUGACUGCUGUGACAAGACAUGGCAGAAUUUAAGACUGUGAUAAUGAUAAGUCAGUAGUGAGAGUUAAUGCCUAAAAAACAGCUCUUCAUGGGGAAAAGGAACUAAUGGCCCUGUGCCCUCUUUAUGUGAGAACUGCUGGUAUAGCCCCCAGGUAGCCUUAUUUUGCUGCCAGCUCUUAAGGACAUCUUGUUAUAAUCUUCCUUUUCGAGAUGGUGUACCAAGAUCAUGUCUAUUGAAAAGCUAGCUCAGUUUAAGAAUCAUGUGAAUUACCGUAAGUUUAAAAACGCCACAGGAGCUGAUAAUAAAUUGCCGUGGACACUAAUUCCUUUAUAAAAUUUUUGUCUGGUGUACGUAUCUGUUCUUAACAGAAACCUAUAAUACUUGUCCUUCAUGAUGCAGUGCUGCAGUGCUGAAAUGUUUAAUGUAGAUGUGUCAAAGUGAAUUGUGCGCUAUAAAUCAUGUGGACACCAAAAUGUACUAGAAGCGAUGCUGCAUUGUUUUGUCAUUCGGAUAUGGAACAGUUGUAUAGUAGGCCUGCCAGUGCAUAACGGACAUGCUUUGCACUGCCUUGAGAUGGAAGCCCUCGAAAGUGUCGGCAAACAUGGCAACUUAUCAGCAGGCCUCAUGCAUUUUGAUUCAGGACUUAAUUUCGUGUUUGUGUGCAAAACUACCUUGCCAGUCAGGGGAUGGCAUUUUUGCUCUUUAAAAUCUGGUAUAGCACCACGGAAUAUACCUGUACUGCCAUUACUGUGGAGCAUCUAUUAAACUCGGUUCCCACUUGCAGCUGCAGGUACAAAUGCAGAGCAACAUGAAGUAGCAGUGACUGCUUCUAGUGGUUUGUGAUGCAUGUUUGAAUUGUUGUCACCCGUGCAUUGUGGGUGAAGCGCUUCCUGGUAUAAUUUUCUUGCCACAAUGAAUUAACCAGCAGCUGUUUCUGUAAGAAUAGCUUGGUUUCAGGUUCUUAUUUAAGUCCUAGAUCUCCUGGCACUCGCUCUUUGUUUAGCAAAUAAAUUUAAAAACAAGAUUCCUAAUCUCAUUUUUAACAUGUUUCAAAAAAGCAGAAUCUCUUUGACUUUGAAUCAGAAGCACAGUGCAAAUUUCAGCAUGCAUGAGUGCUGUGUGCGAGAAACUUUCACUGCCAUUUCAGAUAAACACCUUUGCUGAUGGCUUUGUGUAAGCUGUUUUAUACAGUAGAAUCUCAUUAUGACGAAACUUUGCGGGACCAUCGAAAUUAACUAAUUAUUUUGAAAUAUCGUAAUACUGAAAAACCAUUAUUGUCAUGUCAGUAAUGUAACACAACGAAAAUUACGUUCCUUUGCAGUGGAUGCACGUGUUGGUACGUAAAUAAUUGAAAACGCUGGGCACAGUUCGGCUACAAUUUAUUGCUUGAAGCUACUUGCCACACAAUGCCAUUCCUUUGACAAAAGCGAUGAAGCCGUCUGGCACUUGCUUCGAAGCUGCAGAUGUCCAAGGCAACCACGACCUGUCGUGCCUUCUUUUGAAUAAUGGGGCCUGACAAGGGCACAUUGUGUUGUCUCGCAUCCUUAAACCACAUGAGGAUGGCGUCGGCGUCGUCCUGGUAGUCGCCAAGCUGCAAGCAUUUUCUUGAGGGAGCCAGCUGUGACUCCCUAUGUAAUAUUAUGAGCUUGUCCCGAUCCCCGAAUAUUGUUGCCAUUGUUGAUGGUGCGAUAUCAGGCUCCCUGCAACAGAUCGACUUGCAUUUUUUCCAGCAUUCAGCUCUGUAAGAAUGUCCACUUUUUCCUCGAGAGAAAACUGGCAUUGCUUCUUUUUAAUGCGGGGGCCAGGAGAACUCAUUAUCAGCAAAGCGAACGCGCAACACAAUCGCAGCGCCGAUAACUUCGCAGCUGCUGUUAUCGCUAUCAACGUGGUGAAGCUAGGCCUAUGACGUUGAUGCUGAUGCUACGGGGCUGUACCCGUUGAAACGGGGAUCCCCAGCACAUGGCUGCUGCUGUGGAUGAUUGUAGGUGUAAGAUUCAGGAAUUUGGUACUGAAACUUCAACGGAACCUUUUAAUAAUGAAGUGUCUUAGUGAUUGCGGCUGUUAUUAAAUUACGUAUGUUAUUCUGAAAUAUUCAGUAUUCCGAAAUUCGUUGAAAGUGUAGGCACUUUUGCGGCGAUUUUAAAAAACUUUGUAAAUAUGAUAAUUGAGUUAAUCUGAUGUUCGUAGUAACUAGAUUUUAAUGUAUCAUUUGUCAGCUUCUGCAGCAAGCUUUUUUUUUUUCUUUCUCUCUCUACUUACAUUUCUUAUAAUAAAGGAGCACUGACAUUAAAUUUUUUACUCUUUACUAUCACCUUGGUGUCGACUCAACAAUUGUGUUAUAGAGCCUCAGUUUCUCGAAAGCACAUUAUUUAUGUUACCUUUCAAUGCGCCCAGUUCAAAAUGUGCGCCAAGUGCAGAGCAGCUUCGGAAAUGAAAAAGGUGAAUCAUUCACGGUUGACGAAACCUGUUGUGGUGGUCUCGCGGUACCAGAGACCGCUGACAUACAACCACACUAUGGCCAUGCUACCAAAAGUUGAGUCCAUUCAGCACACGACGGGACAAUAAGGGAAAGCAUGUAGCCCUGCAUUUCCUAAAGAAGCACAUAAUUGGAAGCUGCCAAUUUGGCAGCUUUUGGCGACAGUCAUUGUAUGGCUUUCAGCCACCGCACCGGGCUUACUGGCGGGCUCUGCUGAGUCUGUUUUUUCACAUCCGAAGGUCGCACUGAGCAUGACACGCAUUUUGAAUUGGCCGUAGAAAAGGCGCUGUAAUUAUUUGUGGUACUCUCGAGACAUUGAGGCUUCGUACCUCGACUAUGGAGUCGACUUCCACCUAAAAAGGUGGGACACAGAAUUUAGGCGGGAUACAAAAUUUUUGUGUCGGUACUCUUUUAACACAUGGAUCAAAAUUAUUUAAUUAGCUCGACAAGUCCAUAGCAGUUACUAUUGCAUGAUGUCCAGUACCAGACAUAGUAUGUACAAUGGCCUUACAUGCACAUUUUAGGAUUUUGCAUUACCUGAUAAAUCAUAGCACCUGCAAAUGUCAACAUAUUGAGUCUAUUGUGUUCACUUUACUGUCAGGUUUGGUGUAGCACUGUAAGGCCAGGCUUUCACUAGCACCUUUUGGGUGUAAUUGCUUGUGCUUUGACUGAAUCUCUGUAGGAGAUUAGUGACAUGUGCUGUUAGGCUAUAUUCCUUGUGACCUAAUGCAGACAAAGAACAUGAAGACGUAAUGCGAGA
Molecule: messenger RNA, 5852 nt
Organism: Dermacentor silvarum
Lineage: Eukaryota; Metazoa; Arthropoda; Arachnida; Ixodida; Ixodidae
Product: MICOS complex subunit MIC60
Exons: 15
Coding region: 16-2130 (704 amino acids)
Biological process (GO): cristae formation
Cellular component (GO): MICOS complex
Source: RefSeq, a predicted model, not a curated record